This is a messenger RNA of Prorocentrum cordatum, 177 nucleotides long. NCBI's taxonomy places the organism in Eukaryota, Dinophyceae, Prorocentrales, Prorocentraceae. The record is from the annotation of a GenBank genome assembly.
GCGACCGACCCAAAGGUCAAGGUGGCGAUGUCCAAGGACGACGCCGACGACGGCAGGGCACACUACAGGGACCACCCCAUCAUCGAGUUCGGCGAGAAGUUCGCCCUGGAGCGGGAGCAGCUGGACCCCAACCUCGUCGCCUUCCUGUGGGCCAGGACCGACGCGCUCCUCGCGCUC